Molecule: messenger RNA, 345 nt
Organism: Hyaloscypha bicolor E
Lineage: Eukaryota; Fungi; Ascomycota; Leotiomycetes; Helotiales; Hyaloscyphaceae
Exons: 2
Source: RefSeq, a predicted model, not a curated record
AUCCAGGACUUCAUUCGCGAUUGCCGGGACGAGAAUAUCUGCAUCUACGGCUUCACCCUCGAUAUCUAUGGCUUCGCCCAAGAGCAUUGCACCAUCAUUGACGUCGUGGAGCUGGGUCCGGCGACCACGCAUUCUUGGUACAAUGUCCCUUGCGAAGAGUUCCCAGAUUGCCACAUCUCUUGGGGAUGGAACUACGACGGCGACUUCACGGUCAUGACCGUCGUCCACGUGCCGACGCAAGAGGUGGCGUACUUCGGGUAUGAUCAUCCUAAUGUUGGACUCCCAGUCGUUCAGUAUCCGGAUGUGGGGCCGUAUGCUGUGGGGUGGACUGGGGCUCCAGCUUGA